Aspergillus calidoustus is the source of this 1140-nucleotide messenger RNA. The record is from the annotation of a GenBank genome assembly. Lineage: Eukaryota; Fungi; Ascomycota; Eurotiomycetes; Eurotiales; Aspergillaceae.
AUGGCAGACCCCGCACCAUCACAACCACCACCAACACCCCGAAUCCUUACGACCUCAGUUUCCUCAACAUCCUCUCUUCCCCCUGAAAAAUGGCACUCCCACAUAACAUUCGACCUGAUUAUAACCGUUCUCAACCGCUCAAUUUUUCACCCCUUCAUCGCCUGGAUCGUUGUCCUCUGCCUCCGCGCCCAAGCAACCCCCUACAGCCACCCGGCCUUCCUAGUCGCAGCCGGGUACGCGACGUUCCUCACUAUCAUUGACGUAGCGUUUAUGAUCAGUGAUAGGAUUGCGUUCGGGGCGCUGAGGGAGGUUGAUCUUAGCGAGGAGGUUAUUGUCAUUACAGGCGGCGCGAGUGGGUUGGGGAGGCUGAUUGCGCAGAUUUAUGGGUUGCGUGGGGUGAGCGUUGCUGUUUUGGACAUCGCGGCGGAGGAAGAUGUGAAGGGGUGGGAAGAGGUUUCGGGGGUGGAGUACUAUCAGUGUAAUGUUGGAAUUAGGGAGGAGGUUGAGAGGGCUAGAGAGAGGAUACUGAAGGAUUUGGGCGCGCCAACAGUCCUCGUGAACUGCGCAGCCACUAGGAUCAAUGCACAACCGAUUUUGUCCAUCUCUGCUGAAGCCUUCCAGAGGACCAUCCAGACGAAUCUCAUCGCUAUCUUCCAUACAUGCCAGGUGUUCGUCCCGCACAUGCUAUCCGCCGAGAAUGGAGGUACCAUCGUGAAUGUAAGUUCGGUUCUUGGGCAUCUGUGCCCUGCUGGCCUCGCGGACUACUCGGCAAGCAAGGCCGGUCUUAGCGCCUUCCAUCGCACUUUGGAGACAGAGCUCCGGAUGUCAGGGAAUAGAGAUAAAGUGAAGACGGUGCUGGUAGAACCGGGCCAAAUAGCAACGCCUCUAUUCGACUUCAUCAAAACGCCAAGCGCCUUUUUUGCGCCGGUGCUGGAACCAAAUCGUGUCGCGCACGAUAUUGUCUCCAUUAUAGACAGGGGGGAUAGCGGUAUCAUUCGACUGCCAACAUUCGCUAAGCUCGCCAUCUUUUUUGCCGUGCUACCAGUUGGUGUCCAGCGGAUUGGUCGAUACCUGAGUGGCAUUGACGGUGCUGUACCACAGGAACCAACUCAAAGGAAACCCGGGGUGAAAAAGGAGUAG